Carlito syrichta (Philippine tarsier) is the source of this 1389-nucleotide messenger RNA. RefSeq names its product carcinoembryonic antigen related cell adhesion molecule 16 (gene CEACAM16). The record is from RefSeq and is a predicted model, not a curated record. The transcript has 6 exons. Lineage: Eukaryota; Metazoa; Chordata; Mammalia; Primates; Tarsiidae. Bases 1 to 1389 code for a protein of 462 amino acids.
AUGGCGCUGACCCGGCACAGCUGGCUGCUUCUCGGCGCCACGCUUCUGAACGUGGGGGCCGAGAUCUCCAUCACCCCCGAGCCUGACCAGCCAGCCGAGGGGGACAACGUCACACUGGUUGUCCACGGGCUUUCAGGGGAACUGCUUGCUUACAACUGGUACGCAGGGCCCACGCUCAGCCUGUCCUACCUGGUGGCCAGCUACAUCGUGAGCACGGGCGAUGAGACGCCUGGCCCAGCCCACACGGGGCAGGAGGCCGUGCGCCCCGACGCCAGCCUAGACAUCCAGGGCGUCCUGCCCGGGCACUCAGGCACCUACAUUCUGCAGACCCUCAACAGGCAGUUUCAGACCGAGGUGGGCUACGGACACCUUCGGGUCUAUGAGAUGCUGGCCCAGCCCACCGUCGUGGCCAACAGCACCGCCCUGGUGGAGCGGCGAGACACCCUGCGUCUGAUGUGCAGCAGCCCCAGCCCCGCCGAGGUCCGCUGGUUCUUCAACGGCGAGACCCUGCCCAUCGCCGUCCGCCUCGGCCUGUCCCCCGACGGCCGGGUGCUGACCCGCCACGGCGUCCGCAGGGAGGAGGCCGGAGCCUAUCAGUGUGAGGUGUGGAACCCAGUCAGCGUCAGCCGCAGCGAACCCAUCAACCUGACGGUGUACUGUGAGUCCUCCCGGCCCCACCAGAGAGACCCGAUGUCCAGACCUCAUGGUGGGGGAAACCGAGACCAGGAGAGGUGGAAGGACUCCACCACCCGCACGGGCUGUACCAUCAAAGUGGACUUCAAUACGUCCCUCACCCUGUGGUGCGUGUCCAGGUCCUGCCCGGAGCCCGAGUACGUGUGGGCCUUCAACGGGCGGGCCCUUAAGAAUGGCCAAGACCACCUCAAUAUCAGCAGCAUGACGGCGGCCCACGAGGGCACGUACACGUGCAUUGCAAAGAACGCCAAGACCCUACUGUCGGGUUCUGCCUCCGUGGUGGUCAAGCUCUCUGCUGCCGCGGUCGCCAUGAUGAUCGUGCCCGUGCCGGCCAAGCCGACGGAGGGGCAGGACGUGACGCUGACGGUGCAGGGCUACCCCAAGGACCUGCUGGUCUACGCCUGGUACCGCGGGCCUGCCUCCGAGCCCAACCGGCUGCUCAGUCAGCUGCCGUCCGGGAACUGGAUCGCAGGCCCCGCGCACACGGGCCGGGAGGUGGGCUACGCCAACUGCUCGCUGCUGGUGCAGAAGCUGAAUCUCACCGACGCCGGCCGCUACACGCUCAAGACCGUGACGCUGCAGGGCAAGACGGAGACGCUGGAAGUGGAGCUGCAGGUGGCCCAGUUAGAGCCGACCGGGCCCUAUGCCUUCGCCAAGCUCUCGGAGGGCCACCGCGGCUAUAAACGUCCUGGUUAA